Molecule: messenger RNA, 816 nt
Organism: Sordaria macrospora k-hell
Lineage: Eukaryota; Fungi; Ascomycota; Sordariomycetes; Sordariales; Sordariaceae
Source: RefSeq, a predicted model, not a curated record
AUGCCUUCCAAAGCAAUCGCCGCGUCCGAGGGCGCCUCCUCGAGCAUGAUCCUGAACGGCGUCCAGCUCACUCCCGCCGAGUCCCGCAUUGGCGCUGCGAUCUUAGAGAUCCAUGCCGGCAACGUCGACAUCGACUGGAACGCGGUGGCUGAGAAGACAGGUCAUAAGACCCCGAAGGCUUGCAGAGAUGCCUGGCGCCUCGCCAAGGUCAAGACCGGCAUCGCUUCCGUCAACGGCGCUGCCGCUGGUGCCCCUACCGCUGCCGCUGGUGUCACUACCGCUGGCGGCACUGACACCGCUGGUGGUGUCACUCCCGUGAAGAAACGCCGCGGUCGCCCGCCCAAGAAGGCCGCCGCCGCCGCCGCCGCUUUGUCAACUCCUGGCAGCUCUACUGCCAUGAGCAACCUCUCUUUUGAGGAUGGCGUGGGUCCGGAGACUCCCUCCAAGUCCACCUCGGCUUUGGGUAUCAAGCGCGAGGCCGACUCCGAUGCUGAAGACACUCCCGCAAAGAAGAAGCCUGCUUCUGCUCGUAAGCCCCGUCUGACCAGCGCGAGACAGAAGACUGCGGCCACCGCUGCUGCUGCCCAGGCCGAUACGGGUGAUUCCAAGCGCGACAGUGUUGAUGUUGCCAUGGAGAGAGUCUCUGAUGCCAUCGCUGACAUGCGUGCUGCUGCUGCUGCCGACUAUGCUGCUGCCGACUAUGCUGCUGCCGACUAUGCUACUGCCGACUAUGCUGCUGUCGACUAUGCUGCUGUCGCCGACGCUGGUUACGCCACAGCUAGUGAGAGUGGUGGUGCCGACAUUGGCGAGAUCUAG